CCCGGAUUUUAUUUGGAGACAGCUCCUAAAUAUUGACCACGCCAAUAAUCCACACGCGACUUUCCAUUCUUCCAUCUACAUUCCCUUUCUACAUCCUGAUCAACCACAGAGAGGGAGAUUUUGUCGUUUCGCUUUUGUCUAUACUUUGACCGUCACCUAAUUUUCGCAAUGUCUUCUCCUCGAGCUGCUUCUCCCGCCAACUCGCCGGCCGCUACUGGUGCCAGCACCGGCCGACCUUCAUCCCCUGCACCCCCUGGAGGCGCACGAACUGCCAUCCGACGAAGAGCUGCUGCCGACCAGAAAGAGAAGAUCGCAAAUGCGCGGCCGAGUAGUACCCGUGCCGCGGGUGCGGGUGGUAGCAGCAGCACGAUGCUGAGACUCUACACCGACGAAUCUCCUGGUCUGAAGGUCGACCCCGUUGUUGUUCUUGUUCUCUCACUAGUCUUCAUCUUCAGUGUUGUCGCUUUGCACGUUAUUGCAAAGAUCACUCGACGAUUCUCAAGCUAAAAUGGUGAUGGCGAUGGCGGAUGAUGGACGGUGGUUGAAUAUAUUAAUAUGGAUGCUGUGUGAUCGUCGAAUAGGGCGCGGCACCGAAUAGCUGCGACUUUCGACUGGACAUGGAGCAGGCAAUCGAUGGAAACAGAUGAAUCCGAACGUCAGCAACGAUGUUAACCCAACUUUACCUACCAGUCCAGAAUCAUGACACAGUUUCUGGCGAGCUGGCCUUUGUACUAUAUCAAAACUUGGCAGGCUCACGCAAAAGAUUUCCUUUGCCUCUACCGAAAUGACAUUAGACAAGCGAUCUAUGCAAUUUUGAGAUUUUCAGAAACAAGUAUUGCCUUCUAACAAAUAUGGUCUUAUUUUGAGCUAUUCCCGUGAAAAUUGUUUAUCUUGCUCAUAAUUUUUCCCUACUAAUACGUCAAU
Messenger RNA from Annulohypoxylon truncatum, 924 nucleotides. RefSeq names its product Sec61beta family-domain-containing protein. The coding region runs from base 169 to 507 and encodes 112 amino acids. The transcript is spliced from 4 exons. Lineage: Eukaryota; Fungi; Ascomycota; Sordariomycetes; Xylariales; Hypoxylaceae. The record is from RefSeq and is a predicted model, not a curated record. Gene Ontology annotation, biological process: intracellular protein transport. Gene Ontology annotation, cellular component: Sec61 translocon complex.